Messenger RNA from Drosophila nasuta, 1105 nucleotides. It is a transcript of the gene Arpc3B, whose product is annotated as Actin-related protein 2/3 complex, subunit 3B. The record is from RefSeq and is a predicted model, not a curated record. The transcript has 3 exons. NCBI's taxonomy places the organism in Eukaryota, Metazoa, Arthropoda, Insecta, Diptera, Drosophilidae. Gene Ontology annotation, cellular component: cytoskeleton; Arp2/3 protein complex. Gene Ontology annotation, biological process: Arp2/3 complex-mediated actin nucleation; regulation of actin filament polymerization. The coding region runs from base 104 to 640 and encodes 178 amino acids.
UUAUUUUGCCGCAUACAAAACAAUUCUUAUUGAUAAAAGCAAAACAAUUGAAUUGAGUAUGUUUAAAUGUUAAUAAUGUUCAGUUGAUUGCCGCCAGCGUAAAAUGCCAGCUUAUCAUUCAGAGAUCGAGGAAUUCCAGCGGAAAGUGGGUAAUAUGGCCAUUUUGCCGCUGCGAACAAAAGUACGGGGGCCAGCGCCCAGUGUGAAUACUGAUAACGACAUCAUUGAUGACUCACUGAAUUAUUUCAAAGCGAACGUUUUCUUUCGCACAUAUGAAGUUAAGUCGGAAGUGGAUCGUGUUCUUAUCUACAUAACGCUCUACAUAACCGAAUGCUUAAAACGUCUCGAGCGUUGUCCCAACAAAGAGCAGGGCAAACAGGAUUUAUAUUCGUUGGCUAUAGCGAAAUUCUCCUUACCUGGCGACGCUGGUUUUCCAUUGAACUCGGUCUAUGCCAAGCCGGAUAAUGCCGAUUUAAUGCGUGAAUAUCUGCUGCAAUUGCGCCAGGAAACCGGUCUCCGAUUGCUGGAGAAGGUCUUUAAUACGGACGAUGGUAAACCGAAUAAAUGGUGGAUCUGCUUUGCUAAAAAACGCUUCAUGAACAAGAGUCUUUCGGGACCGGGAGGAGUACAUUUUGAUUAAUUGUUUGUUAGUCAAUAAAUUAUACUUUUAGAUAAAAAUUCCAGUUUUAUUUCAAAAAUCGAUAUAUCGAUAAGAAUAUGAAUAUGUUAUUAAAACGCGCGACAAGCGGUGCCAUGUAGACUAAGUUUCGAUAAAAAAGUGAAAUCGAUUAGCGAUUAAUAACGACAAUUUCUUUUCAGCCCUGGGACAGUGCUGUAUAACGAGUUGCACUCUAACACAAAAGUUUUCUCGUUCGCUGGCGCCAAAUUUAAAUUGCAAAUGAAUACAAAAUGUUUGACGAUUUGUAAUCAUUUAUUAAAAUAAUAGAUUUUUGUUGUUUUUAUAUAUCGGUUGUAGUUUCGUGUGUUUUGCUUGAAAGCCAAUUUAACAGUUGAUAAUUAAACACUAAUGCCACAUACAAAAAAAUAUAGAAUAGCACGGCAGCAGAUACAACUUAAAAUUAAUAACAAACAAAAAAAAAAAUAA